Molecule: messenger RNA, 189 nt
Organism: Acanthoscelides obtectus
Lineage: Eukaryota; Metazoa; Arthropoda; Insecta; Coleoptera; Chrysomelidae
Source: the annotation of a GenBank genome assembly
AUGAUAGCCGAAGGUCUACUGGCCCAGAAAAAGAAUAGGGACAGACCAUCUUCCAUAGAAAACGUCCCAUCCAAGACAAAAGCUGUCAUUCCUACACCGGUAGAAGAUGUUAGAUACGACGAAAUUGGCCAUUUUCCGAUUUAUGCAAAUAUGGUUACUCAACAGUACACUGCCAGAAGUGUAAAUUAG